This is a messenger RNA of Meriones unguiculatus (Mongolian gerbil), 6082 nucleotides long. RefSeq names its product microtubule associated monooxygenase, calponin and LIM domain containing 2 (gene Mical2). The transcript is spliced from 36 exons. The coding region runs from base 253 to 6012 and encodes 1919 amino acids. NCBI's taxonomy places the organism in Eukaryota, Metazoa, Chordata, Mammalia, Rodentia, Muridae. Gene Ontology annotation, molecular function: FAD binding; protein binding. The record is from RefSeq and is a predicted model, not a curated record.
CCGCAGCUCGCAGAAGCGCAGGCACCCGGCCGGCUCAGCCUGCGCGGGGCCGCCUCGCUCGCUUCGGGCUCGGCAGGCGGCCCGCGGAGCCCCGGAUCUCCGCGCCCUCAGCCAGAGGCCGAGGCAGGCGCCGACCUGAGACCCGGAGGCCGACGAGACCUUCGGUCAUUUUUAGGGGAGGAAAUGCAGACAUAGAGGGUACUGACCCUGGAAACGGAUCGGGAGGUUCCUGCUUGCCUGCGCUCCUGAACCAUGGGAGAAAAUGAGGAUGAGAAGCAGGCCCAGGCCAGCCAGGUCUUUGAGAACUUUGUGCAGGCUACCACCUGCAAAGGGACCCUCCAGGCCUUCAACAUCCUCACCUGCCUCCUGGACCUAGACCCGCUGGACCAUAGGAACUUCUACUCCCAGCUCAAGUCCAAGGUGAACACCUGGAAGGCCAAAGCCCUGUGGCACAAACUGGAUAAGCGUGGCUCCCACAAGGAGUAUAAGCGAGGGAAAGCCUGCAUGAACGCCAAGUGUCUCAUUGUCGGAGGAGGACCGUGUGGCUUGCGCACUGCCAUUGAACUUGCCUACCUGGGAGCCAAGGUGGUUGUGGUGGAAAAGAGGGACACCUUCUCCCGGAACAACGUGCUGCACCUCUGGCCCUUCACCAUCCACGACCUGCGGGACCUGGGAGCCAAGAAGUUCUAUGGGAAAUUCUGUGCUGGCUCCAUCGACCACAUCAGUAUCCGUCAACUGCAGCUUAUCCUGUUCAAGGUGGCCCUGAUGCUGGGAGUGGAGAUCCAUGUGAAUGUGGAAUUUGUGCGGGUCCUGGAGCCUCCCGAAGACCAAGAAAAUCAAAAAGUCGGAUGGCGGGCAGAAUUCCUCCCUGCAGACCACGCCCUGUCUGACUUUGAGUUUGACGUCAUCGUUGGUGCUGAUGGCCAUAGGAGUACACUAGAAGGGUUCAGAAGGAAAGAGUUCCGAGGAAAGCUGGCCAUCGCCAUCACCGCCAACUUCAUAAACAGGAACAGCACAGCUGAGGCUAAGGUAGAGGAGAUCAGUGGUGUGGCCUUCAUCUUUAAUCAGAAGUUCUUUCAGGACCUGAAAGAAGAGACAGGGAUUGAUCUCGAGAACAUUGUUUACUACAGGGACUGCACCCACUACUUUGUCAUGACAGCCAAGAAGCAGAGCCUGCUGGACAAAGGCGUCAUCAUUAAUGACUACAUUGACACCGAGAUGUUGCUGUGUACAGAGAACGUGAACCAGGACAACCUGCUCUCCUACGCCCGCGAAGCCGCAGAUUUCGCCACCAAUUACCAGCUGCCAUCCCUAGACUUUGCCAUGAAUCACAACGGGCAGCCAGAUGUGGCCAUGUUUGACUUCACCUCCAUGUAUGCCUCGGAGAACGCAGCCCUGAUGCGUGAGCGCCAGUCUCACCAACUACUCGUGGCCCUCGUGGGUGACAGCUUGCUCGAGCCAUUUUGGCCCAUGGGCACAGGCUGCGCCCGAGGCUUCCUGGCAGCCUUUGACACAGCAUGGAUGGUGAAGAGCUGGUACCAGGGUACCCCUCCCUUGGAGGUGCUAGCUGAAAGAGAGAGUCUCUACCGGCUGUUACCUCAGACAACCCCAGAGAACAUCAACAAAAACUUUGAGCAGUACACAUUGGACCCAGCCACACGGUACCCAAACCUGAACUUGCACUGCGUCAGACCUCAACAGGUGAAACAUUUGUACAUCACAAAGGAGCUGGACCGCUUCCCUCUGGAGAGAUGGGGCUCAGGAGGGAGAUCUGUCAGCCUCUCUAGGCGGGAGUCAGACAUACGACCUAACAAGCUCUUGACCUGGUGCCAGCAGCAGACCGAGGGGUACCAGCACGUCAGGGUCACCGACCUGACCACAUCCUGGCGCAGCGGCUUGGCCCUGUGUGCCAUCAUCCACCGCUUCCGGCCAGAGCUGAUCAACUUUGACUCACUGAAUGAAGAUGAUACUGUGGAGAACAAUCAACUAGCAUUUGAUGUGGCCAAGCGUGAGUUUGGGAUCCUGCCUGUGACCACAGGCAAAGAGAUGGCAUCUACCCAGGAGCCAGACAAGCUCAGCAUGGUCAUGUACCUCUCCAAGUUCUAUGAGCUCUUCCGGGGCACCCCACUGCGACCUAUGGAUUCCUGGCGUAAAAACUAUGGAGAACAUGCAGACUUUGGCUUGGGCAAAUCAUUCAUUCCAAACAACUAUCUUAACCUCACGUUUCCCAGGAAGAGAACCCCACGGGUAGACACGCAGACCGAAGAGAGCGACAUGAACAAGAGGCGGAGGCAGGGCAUCAACAACCUGGAAGAGCUGUCAGGCUUCUCCAGCCGUAGCCUGGGCUCCUCUCAAGAGCACUCUAAAGAAGGUGGCAAUCAGAACAAAGUCAAGUCCAUGGCCAAUCAGCUGUUAGCCAAGUUUGAGGAGAACACACAGAACCCUUUAGCCUCGAAACAGGACUGCCGCCAUGUCUCAGGCAUAGGUAAGCCCGUCCUGUGCUCUGCCUCUCGCCCUCCUGGUCCCUCUCGAUGCCCCAAGCUGGAGGAGUCCACUCCCAGGCUCCCACCUCCUCUGAAAAGGCAGUUCUCCUCCAUGGUGGCAACAGGACAGGUGCUCAGAGAACUCAAUCAAGUACCUGCUAGUGGCGAGGGUACAAGCAGGCCCUGGAGAGCCAGGGCCAAGUCAGACCUGCAACUGAUUGGGGCUGAAAACCUCGCCACCCUGCCUCGCACCUGCCAAGGGGCCAUGGCUCUGUCAGGGGUGCUGCGGCGGCUGCAGCAAGUAGAAGAAAAGGUCCUCCAGAAGAGGGCCCAGAACUUGGCUAACAGGGAAUUUCACAAAAAGAACAUUAAAGAGAAGGCAGCUCACCUGGCCUCCAUGUUUGGACACGGGGAUUUACCACAGGAUAAACUCCUGUCUAAGCGUUUGCCUCGCACUCACCCUCCAUCUCCUCCCUCUUGCCUUCCGUCUCCUGAUCCAGCUGCUUCUUCCUCUCCACCGGCUGCCGACUCUGUUUCUCCUGCCAGAAAGCUGACGGUAGGGAAAGUGUCCAGCGGAAUAGGGGCUGCAGCUGAAGUUCUGGUCAAUCUGUACUUGAAUGAUCACAGACCUAAGACACAGGCCACCUCUCCAGACCUGGAAUCCGUGCGAAAGGCGUUUCCCCUGAGCCUGGGCGGCAACGACACCUGCUACUUCUGUAAGAAGCGCGUGUAUGUGAUGGAGCGGCUGAGCGCCGAGGGCCACUUUUUCCACCGGGAGUGCUUCCGAUGCAGCAUCUGCGCCACCACCCUGCCCCUGGCUGCCUAUGCCUUUGACUGCAACGAAGGCAAGUUCUACUGCAAGCCCCAUUUCAUUCACUGUAAAACCAACAGCAAACAACGGAAGAGGCGGGCAGAGCUGAAACAGCAAGGAGAGGAGGAAGGGACAUGGCAGGAGCCAGAAGCACCUCGGAGAGACACUCCCCCGGAAAGCUCUUGUGCAGUGGCGGCCAUCAGCACGCCAGAAGGCAGCCCCCCAGAUGAGCCCACCUCUCCCAAGAAGCCAAAGAGUGUCCCUGAGCCCAAGCCCAGAGUCUCGGAAGUUGAAGCCACCUCUCCCCGGCCCUCUGAAUGGACUUCAGUGAGGAUCAGCCCUGGAGAGGAUGCAGUCGGGCAGGACGUGCUCGCUGUGCGUGUCCUGGUCACGAGUGAGGACAGCAGCUCUGAUACAGAAUCCGACUACGGCAGUGUCGCAGGCCCCUGUGCAGAGGCUGCUGAGGAAAGACCCCCACCUCCCGAAUCCCCACCUCUCUCAAAGCCCCUAACCCGUCACACCUCCCUGCGGGAGCCCCUCACCCAUCCGGUCUCUCUGCUACACCAGGAGGAUCCACGAGUUGUGCCUGCUCUGCACCGGACCCACAGCCUCCAGACUCCAGCUCCAAGCAAAUACCAGAGCUGGAGAGGAGAAUUCCAGUCCAAGUCAACAUCCAUGAACCGAAGAACCCCUUCAUCUCCAAAAGAGCCUCCUCCUCCUCCUCCUCCAUCUUUGUCUUCCUCAUCUUCACCGACAUCUUCAUUUUCUUCAGCCAGUGUACCUGGGCUCACUACAGAUAAUUCCUUGCCUGCUCAGGUGCCAGCUUACAACUUUCACUCCCCAAUGGUCUCCAGAGGUGAUUUCAGCCCCACUCCAAUCUACCUCAGACGUGCCAGGGCUCAAGGGAUUUCGAAGCAAAUCCCUUUCUAUCUCCCUCACGGCCCCAUGCUGGAGAACACGGAAUAUGGUCUGCUGAGCCCUGGUGGAGAAGGCCUCAGAAGCUCUGGGGACACGGCCUCGAAGGGAUGCCAGGAGUCACAGGCUCCUGGGAGCACCAAAAGCAUGCACAGAGAUUCCCAUCCCAUUACAGGGAAGGACCAGUGUGUGUCCCAUCAAAACCCAGGAGAGGUGAGGGAGGGACCCCGGAGGGAACAGACAUGUGGCCCAGAGCCGUCCAAAGAAAGGAAGCUGGGCUUGAAGAAAUUAGUCCUCACUCAGGAGCAGAAGACCAUGCUGCUAGACUGGAAUCACCCCACCCCUGUGCACAAGGCUGGGGAGCAGCUCCCCCAGGAAAGUGCUGCAAAUCACAGAGGCCAGAGCCUGAAAGCUGCAGUCUGCUCCUCCACCCUCUCCCAGGCCGGGAAAGAGAAACUGCUACCCCAGGCGAGGACUGUGGGGGAGGUUCGAACCCCAGCGGUCAAGUCUCCACAGGAGAAAGAAGUGCCUCCGCCCAAGUCCCCCCUGAAGCUCAUAGCAAAUGCCCUCCGAAGGUCUCUGAACCGCAAUUCUGAAAGUGGGAAGAAGACCUGCUCCAAACCAGAGUCAAAAACCUUGCCUCAAGGCCAGCCGCAUGCCUUCACUCGUUCCUUUAGCCUCAGGAAACCCGGUUCUAAUAAAGAUGGGGACCAGCAGUCUCCAAAGAGAUACAUGGCCAAGAAGGCUUCUGCCUUCUUCUCUCUGGCUUCCCCAACAUCUAAGGCUGCCCAGGCCUCGGACUUGAGCCCUCCUGACCCCCUCCUCCGCACCCGGAGCUUGCCCAGUCGACACUCCAAGAUGUCCUUUGCAACAUCCCCACCCUCAGGCAGCAAGACUGAAGAUGUCCCUACCCUCCUGGAGAAAGUGAGUUUGCGGGAUGCCAAGUACCUUCCAAAUGAAAGACCCUCGAGUAAUUCUUCCCAUGGCUUCAAAGAUAAAUCCUUUGAGAGUUUUCUCCAGGAAUGCAAACAAAGAAAGGACAUUGGACACUUCUUUAACAGCCCCGUGGGGCCACCGGGGAACAAAGUCCCGUCCUUGGAGAGGCUGGUACAGCCUUUUGGCAGCACCUCCAUGGGGCAAGUGUCUCUUUCUUCUUCCACAGGGCCAGAUGCACGCCCUGGAGCUCAAGUGACAGAGGCCACCUCCUCUCCCUCUUCCACCACCUCGUCCUCCGCAGAGGAAGACUUGGACUCCCAGCUGUCCUCGGGGUUAAAGGUACCCAGAAGAAGGAGGAAGCUGGAGAAGCAGUUGGCUAAGCAAGAAGAAUUGAAAAGACUCCAUAAGGCUCAGGCCAUCCAGAGACAGCUGGAGGAGGUGGAAGAGCGGCAGAGGAUGUCGGAUAUCCAGAGCGUGAGGCUGGAGAAGGUGCUGAGAGGAAAAGCAGAUUCAGGGACACAGGAUGAAGCCCAGCUCUUGCAGGAGUGGUUGAAGCUGGUUCUGGAGAAGAAUAAAUUAAUGCGAUACGAGUCGGAGCUACUGAUCAUGGCCCAAGAACUAGAACUAGAAGAUCACCAGAGCAGGCUGGAGCAGAAGCUACGAGAGAAAAUGCUCAAGGAUGAGAGCCAGAAAGAUGAGAAUGAUCUAAAGGAGGAGCAAGAAAUCUUUGAGGAGAUGAUGCAGGUGAUUGAGCAAAGAAAUGAGCUCGUGGAUUCCCUAGAGGACCAGCGUGUCAAAGAAAGAACCCAAGACCAACACUUUGAAAACUUCGUUCACUCCAGAGGCUAUCAGCUCAGCAGGACUUGAGGUGCCCCUUCCCCCACAUGAAGCUGGAGAGCCUAGAACACCACACUUUCCCACCCAGGCAGUUUAUUUA